This is a messenger RNA of Macrosiphum euphorbiae (potato aphid), 1851 nucleotides long. NCBI's taxonomy places the organism in Eukaryota, Metazoa, Arthropoda, Insecta, Hemiptera, Aphididae. The record is from the annotation of a GenBank genome assembly.
AUGCGGUACCAAACUGACGAAGACGAAACAUUGCCCAUAUUAUGGAGUUUGCGCUCGGCUGUAGAAUUGCAUAAUUCCAGAAGAUCCGAUAGUAAUAUGUCAUCCAUCGCGCCUGAAGACCGACCGUUCAUAUUCCGCGUCAACGAUAACGGCACUGGCCCAGUUCUGCUCAUACAGGUGUGUCAAGAACGUGGCUGGAAAGAAUACGAUGGUACUAAGAGCGGAGACUCCGCGUGGUCGGUGCCGGCGGACGAGUAUUGGAACCUGUGGUGGAAAUCGACUGGAUUCUCAUUGUCACACUAUAAACAGCAGAAAAUAUGGCAGUUCAACAACCACAUACCCAGUGGAUCAGCAUUAUGCCGGAAGGACAACUUGUGGCGGUAUUUGAAAUGCAUGAAGAAUAUAUUCGGCACUUCACUGUUCGGAUUCAGCCCAGACUCUUACAACCUACCGCUAGAGUAUACAAAGUUAGCUGCCGAAUGUAGUCAUGACACUGACGUCGGCGAGAAGUCGAUUUGGAUAUGCAAACCGGUUGGUCAAAGUCAAGGAAAAGGCAUAUCUUUGAUUUCGCAAAUCGGCGAGCUCGUUUAUGACACCAACAUCGUGGUCCAGAGGUACGUGAAGAAUCCUAUGCUCAUCGGCGGAUACAAAUACGAUCUGCGGUUGUACGUGCUGGUGCCGUCUUUCCAUCCACUCACAAUAUACGUCUACAGGGAGGGACUGACCCGGUUCAGUACCGACAAGUAUUCACUGAAUAACCUGGACAACCACUUUGCGCACCUGACCAACAGUUCGAUCAACAAGUUGGGUCCGAACUAUUCGGAAACCAAAGAGAAAAUCGGACUCGGAUGCAAGUGGACGCUCCAACAGCUCCGACAGCAUAUACGCCAGGCCGGAGUCAACGAUUGGCUGUUGUGGCAAAAGAUAUCAGUUCUCGUCAGCCUUACGUUGGCCAGCCAAUGCACAGGCAUACCGAGCACGUCAAAUUGUUUCGAGUUGUACGGUUUUGACAUACUGGUCGAUUCUGAUUUAAAGCCCUGGCUUCUAGAGGUGAACCUCAGUCCGGCGCUGGGCAACGAUUGCGACGUGGACAAUCGGGUGAAAAGGCCGCUGUUGCACGACAUGUUCGACCUGCUCGGGCUGCCGAUGUGCAACACCGGUUUGUCGCUGUUCCGGAUGGCGUGCCGGUCGGCGUCGGGUCCACGGUUCGGCGACGGACGGCCGACCGCGUUGGCCGCCGCGGCCACGGAAAAGUGGAAGUCGAAACGCAAGACGAACAACAACAACGCCGCCGCCAACAACAACAACAACAAUGUUGUCAACAACAUCAACGCUUCGAAGAAGGACUGCACGGCGCCAUUGACGUCGACGGCGCAGUCACAGUCGUCCGCGCGUCAAUCGACGCUGUACGGUCCGGGCAAGCAGCGCGGAGCUACCACGGCGCAGCGCGGCCACCGCCGACCUGUGCAACUCUCCGUUUUCGUCGCCGGUGUGGGGCAACGGUCGGGACUGGAGCAGGCCCGCCGAUUCGGAGGGCGACUGGGUCCGGGUAUUCCCGUUCGUGCCGUCGCCUCGGCAAUUGCCCCGGACCGGCGUCCGGCCGUCGCAGCAGCAGCAGUUCGCCCGCAGGCCUGCGUCGUCGUCGCCGUCCGAGACGGGCACGGCCCGCGCCACCAUCAAGACCAUUCAAGAGUACCUGAAGUGUUGCAAGAAGGUGGCCAGGUCCUGCGAGGGUCUGUCCGUUGUGCCGGACGACGAGCUCAACGACAAACUCAGAGACCUAUUCCCGGCCGCGACGAUGACGUGGCUGCCACCCCACUGAAAGACUUUAUUUUGAUUGUAAUUCGUUAG